This is a messenger RNA of Symbiodinium sp. CCMP2456, 3270 nucleotides long. Lineage: Eukaryota; Dinophyceae; Suessiales; Symbiodiniaceae. The record is from the annotation of a GenBank genome assembly.
AUGAAGCUUACGGUUUCAUGCGCAGUGCACCGCCCCAGAAGGUCUGCGCAUCAGAAGCAACAAGCCAGACUUGCUCAAGCUGGCUGGAGCCAAGUCUACAGUAAAGUGCCAGCCGCACCGCACGGCGUGCGCUUCAUCCGAGUGCCGGGGGGCUGGCGACCACGUGUUCGGCAGGUACCUGUGCUUGACGAAAUUCGCCCAACAAAGUCAAACGGGCAGGACAGCCUGGCACUUCCGCAAGAACUCAAUCGAGAAGGCGAGCCGUCGCCAAGCUGGGAGGUGAUCUCGGGUAUGCAUCGUGACGUUUCACAAUCCUCAAUGAUGAGCGCCAGCUCAAAAGUCGCGACUUUAGGGCCAAGCGCAUUGGCCCUUACACGUCCUGACGGCCUUCCACGAGACAGGCGGCCUUACAGGCGCGAUCCGCAUCUGUCGCCUGCAAUCCGUCAGUGGCCAGCAAGGUUUCUAAAGGAGAAUUGGCAGCGCCUGGACAAAUCUCAAGUCAGCGGCGAUCCGUUGGACAAUGCUCUAGAGGAGCUGAAGACCUUGAUUGGGAGGAGCUCAUCUCGAGGAAGCAGCAAGGCAUCGAGUGGCAGGUCUCGGCGAAGCAGCCGCAGCCCGGCCCCGCCUGCCGUCUCUGCACGUGCCAGCAUUCUGGGACGACGGGGCAGCCAAAUAGGCCUCACCAGUCGGCGUGGCUCAAUCGGUGAUCUCGGAAUACUGCGGCGGGCUUCUGCGGCUUCGCUGGGCGUCUCCUCGACCCACUCGGCGAGUGAUUCAUCAGGCGAGGAUCAUUUCGUAGCUGCCCGGGCAGCAGCGGAGGAAGCACAGGCCGAGGCCGAGGAAGCAGGACUACCUUCGGACUUGUGCCGUCAGAGAAGACAGGAGGUGUACGCUGAGGCAAUCCUCAAACUGUCAGAUGUGCACGAGCUCCAGAAUGAAAGGCUAAGAGCAGGCCGCGGCCUAGAAGAAUUUGAAGAGGUCGAUGCAGAGGUUGAGAAGCUGAUCAAGGAAGACAUUGCAGAGCUGGCUCAGCUCUUUGCGGAGUUUGAUGGCAGUCUUGACGGCACUCUGCAGCAGCACGAUUUCCGGUCCGUGCUGAGACUGCUGGGCCGUGCGAUGACAGAAGAUGAAGUCCGGAAUUUGAUAAGUUGCCUGGAGUCCGUGGAUGAAACGGCCGAGAAUGGCAGGGACAUCGAUUUUCGGGAGUUUGUGGAGCUUUGCGACAUGAGGCUACACUCCGAGAAGCUAUAUCUUCGUGGUUUCUACCGCGAACGAUUUCGCGGUGCGAGUAGCACCAGCAUCCAGCCGCACCUGAGAGAUGUGGCCGAUGCAAUGGAGGGCGUGAAAGUGCAUGUGCGUCCGGAGCAGCUGGAGAGGACGGCGCACGAACUGGGCUACCCAGUGUGGGCGGGAUAUGUCACAUUGGAGAACGAGACCCAGCUGUUCAUCCUUGCGCAAAAAUGCCGUGAACUUGAGAGGCAGAGAGCUUGGGAGAGAGCAGGCUUCUCGCUGGAGCAGGUGUCUCGAUUCCAGCAGCUUUUUGAUUCCAUCUCUGGCAAGCACGGUGGUCGAGGCAUUCGUUUUGAACAUCUCGUGUACAUCAUUGUUCAGAUGGGCAUCGUUACAAAAGGUCGAGCGGACGAGGCUGACCUGGAGGCAACAGCCUUCAAUGGCCGAGACCGCUCCGAACUGCUCUCCUUCUUGGACUGCCUGCACUGUGCAAGACGGUUCCUGGACAAGAAGGAAAUGGAUGCCCGGUCGAAGGAGUUACGAGCUGCUGACAUCGCAGGUAUCCCACAGGAAGAGCUUGAAAUCUUCAGAGCUUUCUACAAGCAACUGAUUGCAGAGGACAACCAAGGCAACAAGAAGGACUUCUCCUACUUCGCUCUGUGCCGUGGGGUGCAGAUUAUGGGUGCCACGCUGACUGUGGAGCGGAAUGCUGAGCUCGAGCAGAUGUUCAAAGAGCAUGCAAUGUCCUCCAGCACUUCCUCGAAGCAGCUGCAUCUCCCCUUUCCGAAGUUCAUCGUCAUGAUGGGGACACUCUUCAAGUUGGACUUUGCUGGUCUGAGGACGACAGCGGCUCGUGCGCACAACCACGAGGAGUCUGCCCUGAUGCGGCGCAUGUCAAACUUGAAAGCUGUCCACAAAGGUACGCUUGGCUUACGUGGGCGGAAGUCGGCAAUCCUUGCUUGCUUCGAGGUCUCAGCCUACAAGCUUCCGCUGGCAAGGGGGCGUCCUCCAGGCAGCAGUCACGGAUCUCGACCACUAGGUCUGGCUGGUCAUCAAGGUGACAUCGUGUCCCUGUGCCCUUCGUACACAGAGUCGCACUCAACUGGUGGAGGUGGAGGGCCGUUGCUGCUAACCUGUGGCGACGAUCGGACCGCGCGCCUGUGGGCGCUAGCAGGGCCUCAUGCCGGCGCAGAGCUCAUUCGCUUCGAUCGCUUGCGUGGCAACGGCGGCAGCUGUUCACGCUCUCAGGCAUCUUGGGGCUCGGAGGACAAUCCCCUGCUCGACCAGGUCCAGGACUCACACUUCCUGUGCUUGGAUGGGGCCAUUGCACUGGCAACCGGAGCGCGGUUGGCAGUGUAUCGCUUCCAGCUACAUGUCCAGGAUAUAUCUGACGACAUCAAGCGAUUGCAAAGGCUCGGCUCCUAUCGCUGCUGCGGCUUGCUGACCUUGCCUCGCGAACCUUCCGCGGGGCAAGGAAUAGUUGCCCUUGCAGCAAACAAUGCUGUCCUUUCCGGCACCGUGUUGGUGGCAUCUUCCAGCAAGCGCGUCUACGUUUGGGACGUGGCUGCUGAGAAGGUUCUGGCAACGGUUCCAGAUCCAAUCCACGCAAAGGCCGUGACAUGUUUGCGCAUGGCACAGCCUUACGCUGGUCAAAGUGCAUCGUCGAUGGACAUGUUCUACACUGCCGGAAUGGACGGCUGCAUCAAACUGUGGGAUCUUCGCACAAUGCAGGAGUGCCGCUGUUUCCGAAGCGGUCAUGUCCAUUCGGCGCAGCGACUGCGAUGCAGGUUGAGCCCCUGCUUGCGAUACAUGGCCACACCUUCGGAAGAAGGCUCAGUUUGUGUGUACGAUGUACGCACGGGCAAUGUGCUCGGUUCGAAGCACUGCCACAAGGAUGCAGCGGUUGCUGUGGAUCUCCAUCCACGCACCGGGGCCAUGGCCAGUGGCGGCUUCGAUGGCCAGGUACAGUUCUUUCGCUCGCAGCAGGGAUCAGGCGCAAGUCUCGCAACUUCCACUGCAUCUCUCCGUGCCAGCUUGUGA